This is a messenger RNA of Rhizopus microsporus ATCC 52813, 926 nucleotides long. RefSeq lists its product as uncharacterized. Bases 48 to 680 code for a protein of 210 amino acids. The transcript is spliced from 3 exons. The record is from RefSeq and is a predicted model, not a curated record. NCBI's taxonomy places the organism in Eukaryota, Fungi, Mucoromycota, Mucoromycetes, Mucorales, Rhizopodaceae.
UUUUUUUUCUUUUUCUUUUUCUCUUCAAUCUAUUUUCAUACAAAAAGAUGGCAUACGGUGAAGCUGAUUCUUAUCAAGGAGGCCAAGAUUUCUAUCCUAAGCCCGAUGUCUCCCAAGUCUCUCGCUUGGCAAAGCAACACGCUCAAUAUGAUGAUGAUGAUGAUGAUGAUGAAAACGGUGUCUUUUCUCAAGCUCUUCACAACGUGAUUGGACGCGAUGAUGCCAAAAAGGAACUCGACGAGGACACAGCAAAUCACGCUGCUAAUGCUCAUAACCAAAUUUAUAACGAAAAUAACGGUCAACCUGCCCAGGAGCACUCUUCUCGUGACCUUGGCUCAGCCGCUGCUAUGCAAGCCUUCAAGAUGUUCUCUGGCGGUGGCAGUGGCGGUGGAGGAAGUGGCGAGUUGAUCGCUAUGGCUAUGGGUGAAGCUCAAAAGCUCUUCAAGUCUCAAGGUCAAGGUGGAGGAGGAGCUAACCAAGCUGAAAUGCUCCAGACUGCUGCUAUGGUUGCUAUGCAACUCUUAAUGACACAACAAAAGGGCAGCAGUGGUAGCGGAGGUGGUAACCUAGGCGCUGUCAUGGGUGUCUUGCAGAGUCUUGGUGGAGGUGGAGGUGGAAAGAAGCAAGAAAGUGGUGGAGUCUCUGGCACUAUCAGUAAUGUCCUUGGCGGACUUUUUUAAUACCUUUAAUCUUGUGGUGUAACCAUUUAAAAUGAAGUUUUUUUUUUUUAAAAAAAAGUGAUGCUUAAUAAACAAAUGCUUAAAGUGUAAUGAAAAUCAUACAAAGAGACAAAAACAAAAAAGAAUAAUAGAGUCUAAGAAAUGAUUUCCUAUUUUCCUAUUCGGUCAAUUUCACCUCGUCUUGGCUAUUUCUCUCCGCUCAGCCCCCCUUUUGAAUGAUAUUUAUGUAUUUUUGUAUUUUUGUUU